Messenger RNA from Patella vulgata (common limpet), 7005 nucleotides. Its product is annotated as sprouty-related, EVH1 domain-containing protein 2. The transcript has 5 exons. The coding region runs from base 569 to 1897 and encodes 442 amino acids. The record is from RefSeq and is a predicted model, not a curated record. Lineage: Eukaryota; Metazoa; Mollusca; Gastropoda; Patellidae. Gene Ontology annotation, cellular component: membrane. Gene Ontology annotation, biological process: multicellular organism development; negative regulation of MAPK cascade. Gene Ontology annotation, molecular function: protein kinase binding.
GACACCAUCAUCAAACGCAGCCUUUCUAUUGGCUGUAAUAUGGUCGUGGUAAUUUACAUGCGAAAUAUCAAUGUACCGUUAUAACUUGUGACUCGACCCAGAACAAAAGUUUUAAUAGACGACAGAAUGCAUUGAAGACAAGAGACAACAAUUAUUAAAAUAACAGUAGAAUGCAUAUAACUUGCAGUAAAUAUUUCAAUGGUUUAUUUUCGACAAUCUUUGGUAUUUUGCAUAAUGGAAUAUAGACCAGCCUUGUGUGUGCCGAUAAUAUUGAUAUCACUACGCUACACAUCCGCCACCCCAAUUAACAUCAAAGGAACAGUUAAUUAGUGUGAAUCGCAACUUAAUCAAUGGCGAAUUUCCGUGGAUAUCAUUUUUAAACGAUUUUAUGAAAAGUAAAUGAAGUGACUGUGUUUAUUAUUGGUGUUACUUUUUAUUCUUCCGCGCGCAGUGAUGGGUUUCAUUUCCUGUCGUUUAGAAAAUGUAGCGAAAUUGUGAACUUUGUAAAAAUUUUAAACACAUGUAGAACGAUAAUGAAGUAAACUAGAUAGAAAAUGCUGGAUGAAAGAUGACAGAAGAACCAUUAUCUGAUGGAGAAUACCUGGUUCAAGUCCAGGCACAAGUUAUGGUGCGUGACGAGUCUUCGGGUGGCUGGUUACCCAUGGACCGAGGAGGACUCAGUCAGGUUGGAUUAAAACACCUCAAAAUAAAUGGAGGAGGCUCAGAACCUCGCAGUGAAUAUUCUAUCGUCGGAAAAAGAAUGACAGAUAAUUCGACUGUAUUAAACUGUUCGUUAAAAUCAGAUAUAGAAUAUUUCCGAGCGAAUCCAAAAUUUUUGCACUGGAAGACGGACGACAAGAAGUUUGGGCUUACAUUUGAGAGUUCGUACGAUGCCAAAGCUUUUGAUAAGUACAUGAGCAAAGCAGUCACAGAUUUAACAUUUAGUUAUUUGAACGGCUGUCCCACAUCUAAUAUAGAUAGUGACGAUGCUGUGUUUCAGUUGAUUGAUCUUCCACGAGGUCGAACAGGAAGUUCGUCUCAAUCAGCGAGUACAACAUCUACGACGACGAGUAGCCCUUCCCCGCGAUCCCCUACGUCUGUGAUACCAGGCUUGCAGGAACCGUUUUCUUUUUCUCCACAAAACAACCAUCUUCAUCGUGUUCAUUACAUAAACACUCAACAUCCUCGCCAAACUACUACAUCCUCUUCUCCCAGUGUUAAAAGUGGUUCGCAAAAAUCUGACAGUUUCGAGAGCAGUAGUGGACUGGACGACCCGUGGGUCCGAGGUGACGAACCAACUUCUCUCAGUGGAAAGUCGGAUCAGGGAUUACUUGAUGUUGAACUUUGUAAAGAAGAUUCUUACGUUUAUUUUGCAAAAAAUAAACCGGGAGCACCUCACGAGUACAGCUACCCGAGUUUGGAGCCGACCCAGAAACCACCCACAAAACGCGAGUCAAGCUCCAAACGACAGACUUAUGUUUCUCAUAAUAACCCUCCCAUAUCUCUGCCAAUCAAAAUGAACACUAACAAAAACCAGUCGCGGACAUUAUUGGGCCAGCAAUCUAGAUGUAAACAUUGUAAUGAGAUAUUUUCUGUGGAGGAAAAUGUUCGCGGAAGUUGUGAGGACGGGCCUGAUCGGGUCACAAAGUGUAUAGAAUGUAUAACGUGUGUUGUAUGUGCUCAUACCCUGAACUACCAUUGUCUAUCGGAUGCGGAUGGUGAAUACCAUCACCCGUGCCAGUGUGACCAGAAUGACAGCGGUAACUGUAAGAAAUGGACUGCCAUGACAAUUUUAUCGUUUUUUCUCCCCUGUCUAUGGUGCUACCCUCCACUUAAUGCCUGCCAUAGGUGCGCAGUAUCGUGUGGCUGUUGUGGAGCAAGACACAAGGCUACGUGACCUAUCCAUUCGGAUAUAACAGAUCCCUGACCCCCUCCCCCACCUUUUAUUCAAUAUAUGCACGGUAUGGAAGUGGACUCCAUUUAGCCUUGUUCGAUAAAUAUUUCUUCGGAGUAAUGGAGAAACAGUGUGUGAAUGAGAUGUAAUUAAAAAGAUUAUUUUGUGAGAACACGAAUAUGUGUGUGAUAUAUAUAGUAUAUAUAUAUGAAAUAUAUAACGUUUUUUUAAUUGUCAUUUGUUUGUUCAUUUAAAGGAUUUUUUUUUUUUCAUUGUUGAUCGAGAAAAUGGCAAGUUUUGAUAUAAAUACGCUAUUAAGCAUUAGGUACCGUACAUUUAGAUCCCAUAUAUAUAUAUAUAUAUAUUUAAAAACCAGUGCAUACUUUAUGAUUUUUGGACACCAACAUUGUGGGUUUUUUGAUUGGACUUUGCUGCAGGUUGUGUCAUGUCUGCUGUCUGCAGGUUGUGUACAUGGCACAGUUGUUGCCAUUGUCAGGAGAUAAAAAAAUGUUGCAAGAAUCUCAUUUUGUACUCUGGUGUUAAUUGUAUUAUAGGCAUAUCAUGUCGUUAUACAUCUUUUUAAUGCCUCGGGCUGACAAUGAUUGUAUUAUUACUGUUGGUUUAUCAUUUCCUAAGUUACUGAUUGCAAUAGUCUUAAAGAUUAUAACAAUUAACAACCAGCUCAAGAAAGAGGAUAUAGAUUAAUUUCUUUUUGUCUAUGCACCGUUUAGCAAACAGUCCUCACUGUUCGACUAUUAAUAUACCACAGUUUUAUCAAAAGAGGAGCUAACCAAUCAUCAAUUUGUUAACAAAAAUACAAAAAUAACUAAUUUGGUUGAAAAAAAUCAAUAAAGAUAUGAUAUGUAAAUUCAGUAUACUAAUUUUGAUUGGUAGGACAAGCCAAGGUAUAAUAUAAUCAAUUGUCAGCUCCAGGUUAAUAUGAAGGUGUUUAUUAUUGAAUUUUAUUUUUGAAGAAAUUUGUUUCAUACACUGCUUGUUAUGUUAAAACUAUUUUGUCUAAAAAGAAUUUUUAAAUGUGCUAAUAUUAAUAUCAUCUUUUAUUAUUAUGAGUAGAAUAUUGCCAAUAUGACAGAGUGAAAGUUAAUAAUUUUAUUUUAUUAGGUAAAGCAAUUCAUUAUAAUGUAUUCUCAAUAUUCACCUGUUGCAAAUAUGAAAGUCUAACAAAUAGUAAUAAUACACAAGUUAGGUUUGUUACGUUUGUAAAUUUCCCCAGGUUGUUGUGAAGUGGUAUCAGGUGUCAUAGAAAAGGGUAAGCAUUCUCUGCCUAGUACAUGACAUUCAUCACUAGUUAUAUCACUUGACUAAGUACAGUACUCGGCAGUUCCAGUAAAUAAAAUUUUCAUGUAUUAUAGAAUACAAUUCAAAUAUUCAAAACACAUUAUUGACAACUUUAUUAUUCCUGCUAGUAUUAUCAAGUUUCAAUAAAAACAAAUCCUUUAGUGCUAUAUUAGUUUCAUUAAUGGGUAAAACUAUAUAAAUUCAAACCUAGGUCUGAUUUAUAUAUCCUAAUAUUUCAAAUUUAAUCAUAGUUCUUCUGUCAAAAUCAAAGCAUGUUUCAGGACAUCCAGAAAAAUUCUCUAUUUGAAGUGUUUAUUUAUUAUUGAGAUUUACAGUGAACAUAUUUUGGAAAUGGGAAUUUAUAUUAAAAACUCUUGUAUUAAAAAGAUUUACACCCUUUAACAUAUUUUGAAAAUUUAAAGCUGAACUGUCUAAGUGUAAUCUUUAGAGGCGUUUAGUAACUGUCUAAUUGUAGUAAUGAUAAUCAAGAAAAUAAUAGGCUUAAAAAUAUCAGGUCUAUAAUCUACCCAGCAAUUUGUAUGUUACAAUAAUUUUAAUGAUUGAAUUUUGUUCAUUUUAAUUUGUGAAUAGUUAAUUUAGUUAUGUGAUUUUUUGUUAUCAAGAUUUUGGAUUCUACAAACUUGUUUUUCAUUAAGGUCAUACAAACAAAAUAUUCUUGUCUUCAGUGCCUAUCAAUAAAAAAAGGAGUUUUAUUUCGUUAUUCACAAAAGAUUUGACAUGAGAGAGUUUAAGAAAUUAAGUAGUGAAAUUGAUGGUUGCCAUUUCCAGAUAAAAUAGUUCAUUAAAUAUUGUGCCAUCUAUGAUUGUCGAUAACACUGCUCAGUCUGCCUCUGAAUACAACCAAAUCUGGUUAAUAAAGUUACUUUCUUUACCAUGUGGAAUAUGGACAUUCAGUAAUUAAUAAGUGAAGCUGUUUUUAUUUUUUUGAAAUAUAAACAGGCAAAUGGUCCUUUUUAUUUGACAUGACAGUAUCUAAAUACCAGAAUAUUUUUUUUAUAUGACCUAAUUUGUGCCAAAUUAUAUGUAAUUAAUACAAUUACAGAUUUUUAUUGAUUUCCAAUUCAAAGUUUUGAAGGAAAGUUGAAGCUAUAAUGGUUGUUUUUACAUUAAGAAACUAAUACCAAACCAGAAAACAGUUCUUAAAAUUAUCACUUGGUUAUGACCUUUCCCUGCAGAUGGCUGACUUUCUGUUCAAUAAAAAUAAUAAGGAUAAGAAAUAGUAAUAAGAAUAGUUAAAGCAAUUUAUGGUGGUUUUUUUAUGAUUUUGUUUAUUUCGUGUUUCGAAUCUGUUAAAUAAAAUAACACCUGUCAGAGUUGUAGAGAGAGAGAAAUGGGGUUUAAAGUCCACUUGACACAAAUUAGAUCAUUUUGGGAAUAACAUGGUUCAGUUUUAUUUCAUUAAUUCGCUUGCACGUAGGGGUUCGAAACCACUCCACUUGACUCAAUGACAGACCUUAUGCUGCAACGCACACACAUUAACCAUUUGGCCACCCACCCCACCUGUCAGAGUUGUAAAGUCACACAUUCUCAUAUUUAUAUGUAAAAUUUAUUAUGAGAUCUACUAUAACAGACGACUUUUAGAGGAAGUAAGGAUAGGAUAUUUGAACAUAUGGAUUUUAACUAUCAAAUUUAAUGAAGUAAAAAUUAAAAUGUAACAGCUGAGCUCUUUUUUACAAUUUUUUCAUAGGACUGUUGUCAUUGUGAAUUUUAUUCUUGGUAAUAAAACAGAGUUUUCCUAUUAAUGUCAUGUAAUAAAACAGCAAGUAAUUAAUAAACAAUAAAAUGGUAUAUUGCAGAACAAGAAUAUAAAUAGAUAUUAAAAGUAAUAAACUUCCAAAAACUUAGAGAAAAUUUUAGUUUGCAAUAUAAAAGUUUGUGUAAAAAUCUUUUAAUGUUAGUUUAAAAAACAAAUAAAUGUCAAUGUUUUUUUCAAUAUACAGCUAAUAAAUUUUAUUUUUCAAAAGUUUUAAGAAAUACUUGUAUGAUUUGUAGGUUGUUAAAUUGAAUUUGGUUUCUGUCUUAGAAAAGUUAUUGUUAUUAUCUUAAAAUUCUAUAUAAUUGUUGAAAGUCAUGGAUUAUUUUAAUGUGUAUUAUUGCUUUAUUAGAAGUAAGUUAUGCUAAAUGCUGUAAGUUUUAAUCAGAAAAGUUUUUGUCAAUGUACCAAACAAAGUUUUGAAAAUGUAUAAAUGCACACAUAACUUAAAACAGUCGUUAUGCUUUUUGGAAUAAUGUUGAAAUUUAUCCUGUACAUUACGACAUGGUUAAAGUUAUGAUUUCUCGUAACGAAGAUAUUAAAUGCUUAGUAAGAAAAUUAAUUUUUGAUAUUUAUGUACCAGGACCCUGAAUAACUAAAAAUGAAAUUGGUUUGACUUUUUGAUGUGCUUUAAAAAUUGUAUAAAAGAUUUACUUCCAUCUUUGGCUGCACAACUGAAUUUUCGUAAAGAUUUGGAUCUCCUGUAUAUAACACAAUAUACAUUUUGGUGCUCGGACAAAAACUCUGUAUGCAAUUUGUAUAUCGAUAAUUUGUAUAAUAGUGCCAAGUCAAUUACGUGCCAGCUAGGCUUUUACAGGCUGAAGGGAGAGCACUCUCUACUUAAGAAAGACUACCAUUCUUUCAACAAUCAGUUUUAAUAUUUUUUCAAGCCAGAAUUAUUCUGCAGAAUUAUAACAAUAUAUCUACUUGUAUGUGCAAUUCGUUUUGAAAAAUUUUGUGUUAAGCUAACAAGAUUAUCAAAGCAUCUUUUUGAUACACUUUGAUGUGUUGAGGGAUUGAUUAAUAAAACAGAUUACUGCAUAUUCAAUUGCCAGUAGAUAUAUCUUUCAAUAAAAAAUAAAGACUUUGCAGUAAUGCACGAUUUAUAGUUCUGUUGCUGUAUUUAAAAGUAAGGAAGCUUAUUGGGUUGUAAUUCGAAACAAGCGGUUUUAUAGUUUAGUAUUCAUUAAUGAUUAUAUUUCAGUUGAACUGAUUAUGUAAGAUAUUUGCUGUAAUUGCUUAAUAUUGUUUUGUCAUGAUUAAGCAAUGAUUUUUGUUCUAAAUAGGCUUAUUAUUCUUGUCCAAUUCAUUGUAUAUUACUUACUCAAAUUAUUUUACAAGACAAAAACAAAUUUUAUAGAGAAAAAAAAUCAUGAAAAUAUUAAUUUGACAAAAUUAGAAUUUUCAGGGUAUAUGUUGGGUAUAUUAUAUCCACUGGAGAUAACAAUAAUAUUAAUUUACUAUGUCAAUCUAAAAGAAAAGGGUUGAGAUUUUUAUUUGGUUUAUCAAAAAUGUAGCACUAUUGCUCAAAGUUCUCGCCAAAAUUUAUAAAACAAAAAAUGCUGGGUUGUGUUUUAAUUCUCUACUCUUUCUUUUAAAAUCUCUAAAUAAAUGUAGCAAGCAAUAUUCUUGAGAAAAAAAAAAGAUCAACAUCAAUUUUUCAAGUAUGUGUUCCGGUGCACUUUUUUCAUGUGUAUGCAGAAUUUGUUUUUUUAUAUGUGCUAUUAUUAUUAUAAUUAAUGAUGUUUUUUUUCUAAUUGCUGUAAGUACAGAUUGCGCUCCUUUGAAAGGAUGUAGACUAUGUUUAUUAUUAUAUAAAUAGUGAGAUUUAUAUUUUUCUCUAGCGUUUGUAAGUGCGAUGAUGAACGAGAGAGAGUGAGUGAGAGAGAGAGAUUUUUUACUGAUCUUGUGUUAUAAAUGUAUGCAUUUAAUAAAAAUGAUAUAAAUUUGAUCUUCAGGUGUUUAGAAGAGAACACAUGAAGAGUCGAUGUAAAAUUAUCUACCAAUUAUACAGAGAUUAAAAACAAACUAGAAGAUA